ACGAAGCUUUCCUCUUUUCAUGACUCCUCUAUUUUUUUUUUUUUUUUUUUUUUUUUUUUUAGGCGACAUGUAUGUGGUCAGAAAUACAGGAAAAUAUGCUGCCCUGGCUGGACAAAACUAGGCAGAAGAUGCAGUAAACCGGUGUGCCUUGGUGAUUGUGGAGGAGGAAUAUGUAUGAGACCUAAUCAAUGUCUGUGUCCAAACAGACAAAUAGCACCAACCUGUUUUCCUGGAAAUUCAUGUCAGGUCGAUUGUCAAAAUGGUGGUCGUUGUGUUGGACAAAACCGGUGCUCUUGUAUGUAUGGAUUUGGUGGUCCGAAAUGUGAAAACGAUCUUCGAACUGGGCCUUGCUUCACACAGCUAUCAAAUUACCAGUGUAAAGGCCAGUUAAUUGGUGUGGUGUGUACAAAAGCUCUGUGUUGUGCAACCAUUGGUAAGGCUUGGGGUAACCCUUGUGAGAAGUGCCAGACAGAAUCUUACCCUUGUCGACGAGGAUACAUUCUCAAUGCUCAAGGAAAUUCCUGCCAAG
Octopus sinensis (East Asian common octopus) is the source of this 529-nucleotide messenger RNA. Its product is annotated as fibrillin-2-like. Lineage: Eukaryota; Metazoa; Mollusca; Cephalopoda; Octopoda; Octopodidae. The annotation marks the transcript as partial. The record is from RefSeq and is a predicted model, not a curated record. The transcript has 4 exons.